GCCUUGUCCCCUCCCCACAUCCCGGUGACGUCACGCAGGCCUGGAGAGAGCGCGAGGAGUAGCGGUAGAGCACUUUAGCGGCGAGAGCUUCGCGGAGUGUUUGGAGAGUCGGGGGAACCGAGUGACAGGUCGUGCAGAAACAUGCAGCCAGCAUCUGCAAAGUGGUACGACAGAAGGGACUAUGUCUUUGUUGAAUUUUGUGUCGAGGACAGCAAAGAUAUAAAAAUAGACUUUGAGAAAAAUAAAUUAACGUUCAGUUGUCUUGGGGGAGCAGAUAGUCUUAAACAUUUAAAUGAAGUUGAACUUUUCCAGUCCAUUGAGCCCAAUGAGUCCAAACAUAAGAGGACAGACAGAUCGGUUUUAUGUUGUUUAAGAAAAGCAGAAUCUGGGCAAUCUUGGCCGCGGUUGACAAAAGAAAAGGCAAAGCUCAACUGGCUUAGUGUCGAUUUCAACAACUGGAAAGAUUGGGAGGAUGAUUCUGACGAAGAUAUGUCAAACUUUGACCGCUUCUCAGAGAUGAUGAAUAAUAUGGGAGGAGAUGAGGAUGUAGACUUACCAGAAGUAGAUGGCGCAGAUGAUGAUUCACCUGACAGUGAUGAUGAAAAAAUGCCUGACCUGGAGUAAGAAGAUAACAUCUUUUUGGGAAGGGGUGGGGGGUGGUUAGGAAAAUUAAAUUGGUUCACUUUGCAACAAAUACCUACACCCAAGUUGUAAAUACAGUUUACUGAAUACUUCCAGUCAACCUUGUUAGUCAAUGAUCACCACCUGGCUUUCACCAAAGGUAGAGAUUUUAAUUGCCCUGGGCACACAUCAAAUGAUUUAGCACCACAACACUUCUUAAAUAAAGUACAAUUGAAAGGGAAAUUCACCCAAAAA
This is a messenger RNA of Spea bombifrons (plains spadefoot toad), 876 nucleotides long. RefSeq names its product prostaglandin E synthase 3 (gene PTGES3). The coding region runs from base 142 to 624 and encodes 160 amino acids. Gene Ontology annotation, cellular component: nucleus; cytosol. The transcript has 8 exons. Gene Ontology annotation, biological process: telomere maintenance via telomerase; prostaglandin biosynthetic process; telomerase holoenzyme complex assembly. NCBI's taxonomy places the organism in Eukaryota, Metazoa, Chordata, Amphibia, Anura, Pelobatidae. The record is from RefSeq and is a predicted model, not a curated record. Gene Ontology annotation, molecular function: Hsp90 protein binding; prostaglandin-E synthase activity; protein-folding chaperone binding.